AGCUGAUAUACAACAAGCGCAACCAUGCAUAUUCUGGUCGUCAACGACGACGGCCCUCCGUCGAAUCAGUCCUCGCCUUAUGUCCACUCCCUCGUGAGUCUGCUCCAAGCAGCGGGGCAUACUGUCUCUGUAGUGCUGCCACACAAGCAAAGGUCAUGGAUUGGAAAGGCACACAUGGUUGGCGCGAAUGUGAAGCCGACGUAUUUCCGGCCAGGAACACUACACAAGGAUGAUGGAACCACUCACUCUCGGCCACUGCCUCCCGGCGCCGAGGGCGAGGAAUGGGUUUUGGUGGACAGCACACCUGCCAGCUGUGUCCAAAUCGGUCUCUAUCAUUUUUUCCAAGACCGCGGCCCCGUUGACCUAGUUGUCUCGGGCCCCAACUAUGGCAGAAAUUCCACUGCUGUUUUCGGUCUUUCUUCAGGAACCAUUGGAGGUGCGAUGGAAGCCGCCGUGUGCAGGAAGAAGGCAAUCGCAUUGUCAUAUGCAUUCUUCUCUCGCAAUCACGACCCUGUUAUUAUCGCUGGUGCUUCGCGUCUGUCGGUCAGGUUGAUUGAAUACCUCUACAACAACUGGGAUCCAAACACUGAUGUUUACUCUGUCAACGUCCCGUUGCUCGAGAAUGUAGAGAAGAGUAAAAUCCUCUAUACGCCGGUCUUGCAGAAUUACUGGUCUGCAGGACGAAGCUCGUUUCAAGAAGUCGAGGUGGAAGAUGAAGACGACAAUGCAGAAGAGCACGAAGAGCAUAUUCGGCAGGAAGAAGCGGUGUCUGGUGGGGCAAGCGCCCAGAAGCAUACCAGACAUAAACACAAGCAUUUCAAAUGGGCGCCAAAUUUCUCAGAUGUUUAUCAGAGCGUGGAAGAGAGUGCGCCUGGAAAUGAUGGCUGGGCUGUCCAGAGAGGAUAUACAAGCGUCACUCCACUAAAGGCCAAUUUUAUGCAUGCGGGCCAGACGACGGGAGAGAUUACAUUGCCCACAGAAGCAUCACUUCCUCUACGAAAUCUCCAGUCGUCGACACCAACAUCCAUUUCAGCCAACAGCCAUCCUUUCUCGACGAAGCAGAUUCCUCACUUUUACGCACACAUUGAGUACGAAGACGCCUACGUACAGCCGCUUAUCCUGGCCGCUAUAAAACGAAACCUUGACCCAUCGACAUACACCCUCGUGAACUCCUUCUCCGACAUCCCGAACCCAGAGUCGGACCGGAUCCUGCAAAUAGCCGCGUACGAAUCUCUCGCGUUCGAGCACCUCUUCAGCCACCCAAAGACCAUUCUCGCAAACUCGUACGUCAUCCGAAAAGCUCUCAUCCGAAAACACUUCCUCUCCAGCACCAUCACGACGUGGACUACCAAGCACCCGGACUCUGUUCUCAAGCAGCAUACCAAACCCGCUGUCCACUUUGAAGUCGAUUAUGCCGAAUUCCUCGACGACGCGCUCGUCGAUGCGUUUGAUCUGCACGAAUCAUGGGCUCGCAAUGCGCAAAUAGACGACCCCCGCCAACGCGAGUGGUGGAUCCUCAAGCCCGGCAUGAGCGAUCGCGGCCAGGGUAUCCGUCUGUUUAGCACCGAAGAGGAAUUAACGUCUAUUUUUGAACAAUGGGAAGAGGAACAGCCUGAUUCUGACGACGACGAGGAGGCGGAGGAUGAGUCCGAUAACCGGUCAGAUAAACAACAUGAUGGUGAUGAUGACGACGACGACGCCGCAGGCCCAAUCAUCACCUCCCAGCUCAGACACUUCAUUGCCCAGCCAUACAUCCACCCUCCUCUCCUCCUGUCCUUUCCCGACCAGCCCCCCGAGCAUCAAGCCAGUAAAUUCCAUAUCCGGGUGUACGUCCUCGCCGUCGGCGCGCUCAAAGUCUACGUGUACAAUCACCCCCUCGCGCUGUUCGCCGCCACGCCGUAUCAAGCUCCUGGGGCCGACUCUGGCCACGACGACGACCACGACCCAAACGCCAAUCUCGGCGCCCAUCUGACAAAUACGUGUUUCCAAUCCAGCCCCACCGAGUCCUCGGUGCGGCGCUUCUGGGACUUGCCUGAUACUGUCGUAUCUGACCGUCCUCUGGAUAGCGCUUCUUCGGGACCACUAUACACUUCAGCCUCAACUUCGGCCUCAACUUCAACUUCAACUUCAAUUUCAGCGGAACGGGAACGGGAACGGGAACGGGACAUCGAACCGGAAUCAACACGAGGACGUGUAGCAGAUUCAGUAUCUAACAAACCGGGCUGGAAAUCCCACGUCUUCGACAGCAUCUGCCGAGUGACAGGGGACCUGUUCCUCGCGUCUGCGCGCUCGAUGCCGACGCACUUCCAGCCCCUGCCCAACGCGUUCGAGCUCUACGGGCUCGAUUUCCUCGUCGAUGCAGACGCCAAUGCGUACCUGCUUGAAGUCAAUGCCUUUCCGGACUUUGCGCAGACGGGCGAGGACUUGAAAGGUGUCGUCCAGGGUCUGUGGGAUGCGGUGGUGCAGCAGGUUGUGCGGCCGUUUUUUGAUAAACCGGAUCGGAAGGAGGAAGAGGAGAAGGAGGAAGAGGAGAAGGAGGAAGAGGAGAAGGAGGAAGAGGAGAAGGAGGAAGAGGAGCCUGCAAGGAAGAAGCAGAGUAGAGAAAAGGAUGCGCUGACAAUGGUGCUGGAUGUUGAUCUCGGUAGGGGAUAGAGAGAGAGAGAGAGAGAGAGAGAGAGAGGAAAUAAGGGGAUGGGGUAGUAGACGGGUAGCAGAUGAGUAAUAGGUGUACUGGAGAGCUUGAUGGCCUGGUUAGAAGAUGAUGAUAUGAUAAAAAAAUGGUGGUUUAAAAUCUACGAAUGAUAAUAGUUAAAAAUUAAAAAGAGAAAAUUU
Xylona heveae TC161 is the source of this 2832-nucleotide messenger RNA. Its product is annotated as sure-like protein. Lineage: Eukaryota; Fungi; Ascomycota; Xylonomycetes; Xylonales; Xylonaceae. The coding region runs from base 25 to 2652 and encodes 875 amino acids. The transcript has 4 exons. The record is from RefSeq and is a predicted model, not a curated record. Gene Ontology annotation, cellular component: P-body. Gene Ontology annotation, molecular function: hydrolase activity. Gene Ontology annotation, biological process: protein modification process.